ACGAACUCGGAAGCCGAAGGGAGAGCGCGUGUUUUCGCGCCAAUCCUCCGAUAAAAUACGAUAAAUAAAUCUACGAUAAAUGAUUAGUUAUUGAAUAUAAAGAUUAAUUGUAUAGUGAUUUAGUAAAAGUUAGUGAAAAAUAUGAUUUUAUAGUGAAAUUAAAUGUUGUGUUUAAUUAAGAUGUAGUGUUUUUGAGACAAAGUCUGAUUAAUUUAUAGUUAAGGAUGAUGUAUGAACAAUUUAGACGAUGAUUGAAUAGUGUUAUGUUUACUGUGAUCAAAAUGUGUAUAAGAUUAACUGUUUGGACUGUUGUCCUACUAGUUCUGGGCAGCAGAGAGGCGGCGUGCCAUGUCAUGAGCGAGAGCGUGUCGGUGGUGCUGCACCAGACCAACAUCACUCGGCUUACGGCGAAGGCUAUACAUGCCGCCGGGUACCAUCUGCAUAGAGUUGAGCAUCUUUCAAUAAUGGAUGCGCCGAAACUGGACCACAUUGCCGUCGAAGAUCUGACUAAGAUGCCUAAUCUCAAAUCUUUGUUUAUAACUCAAGCGCCGCGGCUGCACCGGGUGGCGCCUCUCCCGCCGCUGCCCGAGCUGCGCACAUUCAUAAUUACGACAUCUGGGCUGCUGGAGGUGCCGAACCUGAGCCACGUGCACGACAACAAGAAGGAUAACAGCUCCCUCGCGUAUCUACAAGCCAUAGAUCUGGAAGGCAACCACAUAAGGCGCCUGUCGCCGCACGCACUGCGCGUGCGCGCCGAUCAAGUGUCCCUGAACUACAACCUACUAGAAGAAGUGCCAGCUUUCGCGUUCAAAAAUGCACAGAUUUCUAAACUGAGUUUCAGGGGAAAUACGAAGCUGAAACACAUAGAUGAUAAUGCCUUUGCAUCAAACCUUCUCCUCCGACAACUAGAUUUAAGCAAUACCGCCAUUACCUCUCUACCGACAGCCGGCCUACAGAACUUGGAAACACUCAGGAUAGAAAAGACACCCUCACUGAAGUACAUCCCAUCGAUUUACGAGUUUCAGAGUCUCCAGCGAGCGUACCUGACGCACCACUUCCACUGCUGCGCGUUUCGCUUCCCCGAGCGACACAACCCCACGCGCCACAAGUUGUAUGAAACACAGAUAGCUCUCAUGCAAGCGAAAUGCGCAAACAGCGGUGGACAGCAGAAGAUUUCGGCCUCUCGAAAGCGGAGAUCGCUGGAAGCAAUCAAGAUGCUCAUCUCUCAGAGCAACGAUAAUAACACCACCAAAGACUCCUUAGAAGAUGACGUAUCAACAGCCACGACGAGUGAGGAGUAUGACGCUAGAUUGAUGGAGGAGUACUUCUCCGACUCCGGCAGCUGGGAGGAUGAAGACGAUCAGGGGGAGUUCCAUGAGCCUGUGAAUAAUACGCUCGGGUCAGGCCUAGGAGUGGCUAUAUCGGCGGAGUGCGGAAACUUCAGUAUUAGUCCACGUAAAGUUGAGUGCACACCAAUACCAGACGCGUUGAACCCGUGCGAAGACGUGAUGGGUUGGUCCUGGCUCCGCGCGAGCGUCUGGUUCGUCAUCGCAGCAGCGGUAGUAGGCAACGUUGCCGUUCUUCUCGUCCUACUCACCAACCACACAGAAAUAACCGUCCCAAGGUUCCUCAUGUGCCAUCUCGCCUUCUCCGACCUAUGUACUGGAUUGUACCUCUUUAUGCUGGCAGUGGUAGACCUCAGGUCUUACGGAGAAUUCUUCAACUAUGCCUACGACUGGCAGUACGGCGUCGGCUGCAAGAUCGCUGGCUUCCUAUCAGUCUUUUCUGGACAACUAUCAGUAAUCACCCUAACUAUAGUGACGUUAGAGCGCUGGUUCGCGAUAACGUACGCAAUUUACUUAGAAAGGAGAAUCUCUCUAGCAGCUGCGGCCAAGAUAAUGAUGGGCGGUUGGCUGUACUCCUUCCUGAUGGCUGGCUUGCCGCUGGUCGGCGUGUCAGACUACUCAUCUACCUCGAUAUGUUUGCCGGUUGAAAGUAAAGACAUAGGAGAUGCGGUGUACCAAGGGGGGAUAUUCAUGGUGAGCGCACUAGCGUGGGUCACUAUAGUCGUGUGCUACGUGCAGAUAUACAGAUCUUUAGGAGGAGGUGAGAGCUAUGGAGGGAGGGGGGCAGCAGCGGCUGCUGAAAGACGGAUAGCGAACAAAAUGGCACUUCUCAUAGGAACAGAUCUACUGUGCUGGGCUCCUGUCGCAUUCUUUGGUAUCACAGCUUUAGCCGGAGUACCAUUAGUGGACGUCAGUCAUGGAAAAGUGCUUCUAGUAUUCUUCUACCCUUUAAACGCUUGUGCUAACCCGUUCUUAUACGCGAUAUUGACGAAACAGUACCGUCGGGACUUGAUCACGUUGAUAGCGCGGACGGGCCACUGCACGUGGUUGGUCGAGAAGUACAAGUUGGCGGCCACCCCGCCCCCCACCGCGCACACCAACCCGUCGGCGCCCGCGCAGCUGAUGCCGCUAGUGGACUCGGUCACGUAUCAGAGGAGUCAGUCACAGUAUUCACAGUAUAAAGACAGUAGUGAAGUGCCGCUUUAAGUGUUUAGUUGUAAGUUUAGGUUAAAAUGACAUUAUUAUAUGGUUAUUUAUUUUUAA
Helicoverpa zea (corn earworm) is the source of this 2609-nucleotide messenger RNA. RefSeq names its product lutropin-choriogonadotropic hormone receptor-like (gene Lgr1). The coding region runs from base 264 to 2552 and encodes 762 amino acids. Gene Ontology annotation, biological process: G protein-coupled receptor signaling pathway. NCBI's taxonomy places the organism in Eukaryota, Metazoa, Arthropoda, Insecta, Lepidoptera, Noctuidae. Gene Ontology annotation, cellular component: membrane. Gene Ontology annotation, molecular function: G protein-coupled receptor activity; protein-hormone receptor activity. The transcript is spliced from 13 exons. The record is from RefSeq and is a predicted model, not a curated record.